Molecule: messenger RNA, 1873 nt
Organism: Pseudoliparis swirei
Lineage: Eukaryota; Metazoa; Chordata; Actinopteri; Perciformes; Liparidae
Gene: marcksb
Product: myristoylated alanine-rich protein kinase C substrate b
Exons: 2
Coding region: 263-943 (226 amino acids)
Biological process (GO): actin filament organization; central nervous system development
Cellular component (GO): cytoplasm; plasma membrane; actin filament bundle
Molecular function (GO): calmodulin binding; actin filament binding
Source: RefSeq, a predicted model, not a curated record
UGCGGCAGGGCCAAUUUCUCCAUUUACAAACUCCGCUCGAGACAAAUUGAAAGAAUUCGCGUUUCUUUUGCUCCUUUUAGCCAAUUUUUUUUGCAGCUUCUCUCACACGUCCCUUUGCGGUCAUUUCCAUUUCGGGGUGGUUCAUCGGCUUCGUGUUUGGAGAAGUAGGUGCCGGUGCUCGACUCGCAUUUUUUGGGGGGAGGAAGCUUGCGGUCUUUGUUCAUUCAUUUGAUCGGUUGGGUUCCUUUGUUGCACCAAAAGCAUGGGAGCACAAACCUCCAAAACCGCUGGAAAGGCGGAAGUUGCUGUGGAAAAGCCAGCAGAAGGAGCAGCUGUUGCUGCAAAGCCCAACGGACAGGAGAAUGGACAUGCCAAGACCAAUGGGGAUACCUCUCCAGCUGCAGAGGAGGCCAACAAGGCUGAUGUACAGGCUAACGGCAGCACUCCUACCGAGGAGGCGCCAAAAGAAGAAGGUGAGAAAGCAGAGGUUGCCGAGGCCAACGGCGAGAAGGAGCCUGCCGCUACAAACGGAGAAGCUUCUGCCAAGCCUGAGGAAGGCACUCCGUCCACCAGCGAGGAUGGAAAGCAAAAGAAGAAGCGUUUCUCCUUCAAGAAACCCUCCUUCAAGCUCAGCGGCUUCACAUUUAAGAAGACCAAGAAGGAGUCUGAGGAUGCAGUAGAGGAAGGAGCGGCCGAAGGACCGGCCGAAGGUGAGAAGGCGGCAGAGGAGGGAACCUCUGAGGAGGCCAAACCGGCUGAGGCCGCUGCGGAGGGAGCCAAAGAAGCUGAAGCUGAGAAGCCAAAGGCUGAAGAGGCGGAGGUGAAGGCGGAGGAACCACCAGUGGCGGCAGAAGGAGGAGAGGAGAAACCAGCUGAGGCUUCACCUACUGAACCAGAGACGGCCGCCAGUCCAGAGGCCGCCGCCGCCGUCGCUGCUGAGUAAUCCUGCUGAACCAGACACCGGAUUGAAGGAGGAGGAGCCUGUCUGAAGGAAUGCGAGGACUUGUCUAAAACCAGGGAUUUUUUUUGUUUAUUUUUUGUUGGUGUUUGUUUACUAUUCUGCAACCAUCUCAUCCAUAAUGACUGCAAGAUCCUUGGCAGUGAUGGACAGGAGGUGUACUGCAGAGUGUGCUGCUUCCUCACUGCCCAUCGGUGCUUGCAUGUGUGACAUUGGCGAGUGUGAAAGUACGGCUGCGAGUGUGAAUGUUUUUUUUCUACAUGGAACCAUGACUGUGUUGACACGUGGCUGAAUUUGACAUAUUUUAUCAAAGUAUUUGGUGCUGGGCAAUUGGAUGUAGCAGCUAAAGCUGUGUCUGCAAGAAUUGACACAUUGUGAUAUUUAAAGGGAAAGUCCUAAACCAAGUCGUAAAUGUUGUCUUUGCAGUGCACAGUUGUUUACAACUCGACGCUCCUGUGGACACAACCAUUCCUGAAUGAAGUAGAUUUAGUUAACUGUCAAAACAGUAGGUGCUCAUCACUUCACAUUAGAUUCCACCAUUUCAAAACUGUAGUAAUGCACGUUGUAUAGACUUUGAUAUUACUGGUUUUAUGACUGAGAUGUACCUAAAUGAUGACGUUUUUAACAGAUUACCCAUUGUAAAUGAAGUUUUUCUUGUUUUUCACCGUUUGUAAGAUUGAAUAAAAUUGGGAGAUGUUUUAAGCAAAUUUUUCAUCACGCUGUGAUUAUGCCACUUAAAAAAAACUACUUCAGAAAGCACACGUUUUGGGUGAACUAUUUAAAUGGCAUCUUUUGUUUUUGUAUAUGAGGCUUCCCCUUAUUCUAUAUGGAAUGUCACAUUGCUUACAAACUGGUUAUAGGUUUUCGGUUUAAUUUCUUGUGGGCACCGAUGAAGAAUAAAGAAAUGACGUGGCA